Messenger RNA from Serendipita indica DSM 11827, 594 nucleotides. The record is from the annotation of a GenBank genome assembly. Lineage: Eukaryota; Fungi; Basidiomycota; Agaricomycetes; Sebacinales; Serendipitaceae.
AUGGCGACUCAGCCUCAAGCAACACCUCUACAAAAUAUGUAUUAUAAACGACCUGUUGGAACUCCCAAGCCUUGCUUCAUAUGUUAUCGAGAAACUCGGACAGUGCUCUGGAACCCGCAAGAUUUCCUCUAUACAUGCGAUUCACACCUCAGCGACACUGGAUUCGCUACGGCUGUCUCACCUGAUCCUGCACCAUCUCAAAAGGUGACAUUGUCAGAGGAUGAACUGAAGAAGAUUAAGGAAGAGUGGGAAGACAAGCAGAGGAAGAAAAAGGAGAAGGAGGAAGCAGCCAAAGCGGAGAAGGAGAAAGAGAAAGAGUCGGGAUCAUCAACGUCAUGGCUUGGGUGGGCAAUGGGAGGGUCAAAUAGUGGUACCAACGCCAGCGGAAGCAGCUCUACAUCUCCCUCUUCAUCGUCCAGGACACCACCGGCUGCCCUGUUUUCAUCCCCAAACAGCCCACCGACACACCAGAAAUAUGUUCUCAAUCGCCAGAUAUUCGCUAUGCGACAAGCAGAGGUCAAGAAGAAGCGAAACACUUCACAGGCCAACGCCAUUGCGCCAAAGCUACCAAUCGUCCCAAGGUCUCUCUCUUGA